UGGCCCUGCCGCUUUAGCGGGGUGUAAAGAAGCUGUCUUGCCCACUUCUCACUCUCGCCUCCAUCCCAUACAUUCGGCAGGGUCCUACACUGGUUGUCACGCACUGUUUUAGUACGGCUGGAAAUGUGACUCUCAUAACACGGGUUUACUGACUGGAAUGAAUACACCGCUCUGUGACAACCGAAGGGAUUUUUUUUGUGUGCGUGUCCUGCGUGGUUCUCAGUGGAUAGGCCUAUAGACUGUGUGGACUAUACAUUUCUGCAAUGACUGUGGAUUUGUUUGCAGUUUUAUGUGUCAUCAUCACCACCACGGUUUCUGCGAUGGAAGAAACGUUGAUGGACACUCGGGUGGCUACUGCUGAGCUAGGCUGGACGGCCUACCCUGCAUCUGGGUGGGAGGAGGUGAGCGGCUAUGAUGAGAACCUCAACACCAUCCGGACCUACCAGGUGUGCAACGUGUUUGAGCCCAGCCAGAACAACUGGCUCCUCACCACCUUCAUCGACCGACGUGGAGCUCAGAGGAUCUACGUGGAGAUGCGCUUCACCGUACGUGACUGCAGCUCCAUCCCCAACGUUCCCGGCUCCUGUAAGGAGACCUUCAACCUCUACUACUAUGAGACGGACUCGGUCAUCGCCACCAAGGGAACUGCCUUCUGGAUGGAAGCCCCUUACCUAAAGGUGGACACCAUCGCGGCCGAUGAGAGCUUCUCCCAGGUGGACUUCGGCGGACGGUUGAUGAAGGUCAACACGGAGGUUCGGAGCUUUGGCCCGCUGUCGAAGAACGGGUUCUACCUGGCGUUUCAGGACUAUGGUGCCUGCAUGUCGCUGCUCUCAGUCAGAGUGUUUUAUAAGAAGUGCCCCAGUGUGGUGCAGAACUUCGCCAUCUUCCCAGAGACCAUGACGGGGGCGGAGAGCACCUCCCUGGUCAUCGCUAGAGGGAUCUGCAUCCCGAAUUCAGAGGAGGUGGACGUGCCAAUAAAGCUGUACUGCAAUGGAGAUGGGGAGUGGAUGGUUCCUAUCGGGAGCUGCACCUGCAAAGCUGGGUUCGAGACAGAUAACGGGAAUGUCUGCCGAGCCUGCCCCCCAGGGACAUUCAAGUCGAGCCAGGGUCCAGGUCUGUGUCUGCAGUGCCCCUCCAACAGCCGCUCUGCAGCCGAGGCUGCCACUAUCUGCGUCUGCCGCAACGGCUACUACCGUGGGGACGUAGACCAACCUGACAUGCCCUGCACCAGCGUUCCCUCGGGCCCGCGGAACGUGAUCUCCGUCGUGAACGAGACUUCGGUGAUCCUGGAGUGGCACAGGCCCAGGGAGACGGGCGGUCGUGAGGAUGUGGUCUACAACAUCGUGUGUAAGAAGUGUCGUGCGGACCGCCGUACCUGCUCGCACUGCGACGACAACGUGGAGUUUGUGCCUCGGCAGCUUGGCCUGACAGAGACCAGGGUGUUCAUCAGUAACCUGUGGGCUCACACGCUCUACAGCUUCGAGAUACAGGCUGUAAAUGGGGUCACCAACAAGAGCCCCUACCCUGCCCAGCACGUGUCUAUAGACAUCACAACCAACCAGGCUGCCCCCUCGAUCGUACCCAUCAUGCACCAGGUGAGCUCCACCAUGAAGAGCUUCACGUUGUCAUGGCCACAGCCCGAACAGCCCAACGGAAUCAUCUUGGACUACGAGCUACGCUUCUAUGAGAAGGACCAUGCAGAGAUGAAUUCCACCAUGGUGCGCAGCGAGACCAACACAGCCCGUGUGGAGGGCCUCCGGGCGGGCACGGUCUACGUCGUGCAGGUACGGGCCAGGACUGUGGCUGGCUUUGGCAAAUACAGCGGCAAGAUGUGCUUCCAAACCCUCACAGAUGAUGACUAUAAAUCAGAGUUGAGGGAGCAGCUUCCUCUGAUUGCUGGCUCGGCUGCAGCAGGAUUGGUGUUCAUCGUCUCUCUAGUGGCCAUCUCCAUCGUCUGCAGCAGGAAACGGGCGUACACCAAGGAAGCAGUGUACAGCGACAAGUUACAGCAUUACAGCACAGGAAGAGAGCUCUCCCUGAGAGCCGACAUGUCUAAUUGCCCCUCCCCAAUGGGCUGCCCGACCCACUUCUCAGGCUCUCCGGGGAUGAAGAUCUACAUCGACCCCUUCACUUAUGAGGACCCCAACGAGGCCGUUCGGGAGUUCGCCAAGGAGAUCGACGUUUCCACCGUCAAGAUCGAAGAAGUAAUCGGCGCAGGUGAGUUUGGUGAGGUGUACAAGGGACGUCUGAAGCUGCCAGGCAAGAGGGAGAUCUACGUGGCCAUCAAGACCCUGAAGGCAGGAUACGUGGAGAAGCAGAGGCGGGACUUCCUAUCCGAGGCGUCAAUCAUGGGACAGUUCGACCACCCCAACAUCAUCAGACUGGAGGGCGUGGUCACCAAGAGUCGGCCAGUCAUGAUCGUCACAGAGUUUAUGGAGAACGGGGCCCUCGAUUCCUUCCUGAGGCAAAACGACGGUCAGUUUACAGUAAUCCAGCUGGUGGGCAUGAUGAGGGGCAUCUCGGCGGGCAUGAAGUACCUCUCUGAGAUGAACUACGUCCAUAGAGACCUGGCUGCCCGCAACAUCCUGGUCAACAGCAACCUGGUCUGCAAGGUGUCCGACUUCGGACUUUCGCGCUACCUUCAGGACGAUACCUCUGACCCCUCUUACACCAGCUCUCUGGGGGGUAAGAUCCCGGUGAGGUGGACGGCUCCAGAGGCCAUCGCCUACAGGAAGUUCACCUCAGCCAGUGACGUGUGGAGCUAUGGCAUUGUCAUGUGGGAGGUGAUGUCAUUCGGAGAGAGACCCUACUGGGACAUGUCUAAUCAGGAUGUGAUCAAUGCCAUAGAGCAGGACUACCGGCUGCCCCCUCCCAUGGACUGCCCCUCGGCCCUGCACCAACUCAUGCUGGACUGCUGGCAGAAGGACCGCAACGCCCGGCCACGUUUCACUGACAUCGUCAACACCCUGGACAAGAUGAUCCGCAACCCAGCCAGUCUCAAACAAGUGGCCAGCAUCCCUGCAGUGCCUUCCCAGCCCCUGUUGGACCGUUCUAUCCCAGACUUCAACACCUUUAGUUCAGUGGGAGAGUGGCUGGGAGCCAUCAAGAUGACCCAGUACAGAGACAACUUUCUCAACUCUGGCUUCACCUCCCUGCAACUGGUAGCACAGAUGACCUCUGAAGACCUCCUCAGGAUAGGUGUGACCCUGGCGGGCCACCAGAAGAAGAUCCUGAGUAACGUUGCCUCCAUGCGGGUCCAGAUGAGCCAGUGCCAGUCGCCCACCACCAUGGCAUGACUGGAGGGGGCGCCGUGCCAUGGGUCGGGCAGCAUUCAGGCAGGCAGGGACUACAGCAGGAAGGACUACACCCCUCACCGAAUGACCCCCAACUCGUCGGGACGCGCCAGGGUCGAGACUAUCAUCCUCAUCUAAUGGAACAUCAUAAUAGCAGUAGACCAGGGUCCAGACCAAUACUAACUAUCACCUUCCACUAAUCUGAGUUAUAAUGAGUUAUGAUCCAGAGUUCAGUGGGUUCAGAGAAUGUUUUUUCUAAUCUUAAUCUGCGAGUUCUACAGUCCUGGAGUCUGGAGUGGACAAAUAAUCAUCCUAGUCUGAACUAUCCAUUGUCUGGAGUUCCAUGGGUUCAAAUACUUUUGUCACAUCUUAAUCUGUGGCCAUGGACUAUACUAUCAUCCAUGGAUUAUCAUCAGUGUGUAGGCCUGUGUAAUUUCACAUCUGGAGCCCAUGGUAUAUAGAAUAUGAUCGUAUUGUGCUGUAAUCUAACCCCAGACCACCACAGGCUGACACGGGGAUGGAGUCUGGGACUAUCAGAUGUAUAUCUUUACUGGAUGAUGGUAGACUGGAGAGGAGGACCAAGUAGAAGCCAUUUUGAAGAGGAAGUUCAUGUCAUCAGAAGGUCUCUGAUAUGUCAUUUGAACCCAGGCCUUCUUCAAAGACUAGUAAGGAUGCUUGGCCUGGCUAGGGGCAGCGGAAUGAAAUGCGCGUAGGAAGAAAGCAAUUCAAAUUCACUAUACAUUAUCAAUAUACACACAUACAGAAAAUGAUACAGAGGCAUACUGUGGUGUAUGGUUGAUUUGGUUUGACCAUUUAUCACCUUGUAUUUUUUCUUCAUUCAAAACUUUUGACAUCUUGGAGAUCUCAUCAAGGUCAACAGUUGAACCGGCGGGAAAGGAGAGCUUUUGAGACAUUUGUUGAUAUCUUGUUUUGUUUUUAACCAUAAAAGCAGGGAACUCAGACCUCUCUUCCAUUUUUUCACCUUAACACUACCUGUCGAUGUCUGGGCUGAUGGCCUUGCCAAAGGACUAGUGAAACGGCCUCGCCCAGAUUCUGAGAAUAUAUAAAAAUAUGUAUAUCUCUAACUAAAUAUGAAUAUAUCUUCAGAAUAAAUCUUCAUAUUGAAGGUGAUGUGUAUGAAUAUGUAUGUACAAAACUCUCUCUGCUUGCAUUUUUGGCAAAGAUGACGUUUUUGUGCACUGAAUUGUAAUGGAGAUAGACACAUACAAUGCUGAGGGGUCACAAUCCUGAAUGAACUUUGACCUGGAAAUAAAUGUACAAAGGACCAUGUACAAAUUACUGUUUCUAUAGAUGUGUAUAAAACAACUGUAGGGAUAAAAAAAACGUGACCAAAACGUCCAUUCUCUGGAGAGCCCAUGUUAAAUGUGAGUGUAUCCAUGCCGUAUCUUGCUGAUGAGCACUUACUUGUACAGAUUAUGUUGUUUCUUCUUUAUUUCUUCGUUUGUUGUUUGUGUUGAAGGGAUUGGAACCGUCCAGAAUGGGAAGGAGAGUGGAGAGUGUCUCAUCUCAUCUGGCCAAAUGUCUAUGAUGAUGGGGACACACACACACACACACACACACACACACACACACACACACACACACACACACACACACACACACACACACACACACACACACACACACACACACACACAACAGACCCAUCAUUGCUCAGGACAGCCAAUAAGGAUGAAGACAGCACGACAGGGAAGAUGACCUCACUUUACGGUACACACAAGACGAAGGAACCAAAUGUGUUUGUGUGUGUGUUUGAUUUCCUGUGUGUCUCUAUCUGUAUAGCUACCACUUGUAUACUGUGAGGAGUAUGUGUCCAAGUUUGUAAACUGUAACUUUCUGAGAACUAUUGUACUAAAAAUGCACUCAAUAAACGCCUUGGAAAACAAGUAAA
This is a messenger RNA of Salmo salar (Atlantic salmon), 5205 nucleotides long. Its product is annotated as ephrin type-B receptor 1. Gene Ontology annotation, cellular component: plasma membrane; dendrite. Gene Ontology annotation, molecular function: protein binding; transmembrane-ephrin receptor activity; ATP binding. NCBI's taxonomy places the organism in Eukaryota, Metazoa, Chordata, Actinopteri, Salmoniformes, Salmonidae. The record is from RefSeq and is a predicted model, not a curated record. Gene Ontology annotation, biological process: ephrin receptor signaling pathway; protein phosphorylation; axon guidance.